AGAAGAAGUUCAUAAUUUGUUUUAAUAAAUUUAUCGGAGUAGGCAUUACAAAGGUAUUACUCAGAGUAGGCAAUGAAUAAGAUUUUGAUAUAAUAAAUUAGUCUUGUGAGAUAUUUCAACUCCAACGGACGUGUUUUAAAAAUGUUUUACGAAAGCGACCAGACUUCGGUGGACUUUGAUUCACCCGUUAGACGUCCCCCUGAUCCAUCUAAGCACCGUACUCCUCGAGGACCCGUCCCCGAUUGUCCGUCCGAUUCCGGCAGCGCAAGCCCUUCUGCCAGCCCGUCAAGAUAUCGUGCAUCCCGUCGUCCCGUUCCCGGCAGCCCGUCCGAUUCUGGCAGCCCAAGCCCUUCCGUCAGCCCGUCCAGGUAUCGUUCUUCCCGCUCCGUUCCUGAUCACCCACUCGAUUCUGGCACUCCAUCCGUCCAAGGCCCUGUCAGUCCAUCAAGAGAUCGCUCCUCCCAUCGUCCCGUUGCUGAAUACCCUCCCUCAACGCGUCGCCGAUUGGUUCGGCGUACUUCAUCGAUUCGGAAGCCCGGAUCGAAUAAGCGCGGUUUGUCCCGAAACUGCGGCUCCACGGUUCACUACAAUGGCGCAAAAGCUCCCAAAAAAAUGGUGAGGAUAUCAAUGAAAAAGCGCAUGAGAAAGUUAGAAGCCGCAUUAAAGACACAACGAAAGAUUAGUGUAGCUCUCGCGACCAAACUUAACAGUUCAAAAUCGGCAAAGAAGGUUGGACGUUGUUCAAACGUGUCCAAUUCAGACGAAUUCAUUGAUAUAAUGCAUUCUACUGCGAAUGAAAUUGCAAAUUCGAGAGACCAAGGAGAAUCCUCUUUAUAUAGUUGCAUGAACAACAUGUCGAUUGCCUCGCUGAACGUUCCCGAGUGCAAAUCUUCCGACGGUGAGGAUGAUAUCGACAAGAAGACAUUCCAAAAAUGGAAAGAUUUGCUAGAAACUUCCAUGCAACUUGUGGGGAUAUCGGACGAACUCACCAAAAUGAGAAUUUUCAGAAUCAAAGCUGGCUCAAAGCUUCUCGAUAUACUUGAUAGCACAACAUCUACUCCAGAAAAUCCGAAUGCAGAAAGUCAUCCAUAUUCUAAUGCAAUAGCCAGGCUAACCAAUUCGUUUGGGUCACGUGAUCAUUGUUUGAUGCAGCGUCAAAAACUACGAUCAAUCUCUCAGAAUGCGGGUGAAACGGAUUUGAAAUUCGUUAAACGCGUAGUGGCUGCCGCCAAAUUAUGCGAUUUUGGAGACGAACAGUUACUGGAAAACGUUGCUUUCGUAAUUCAAUCUCACGCAGAUAAUUUCAAAGUGCGUGAGGCAAGUCGAAAAGUUUUGAGAAAAGGAGGAUCAUUAGCCGCUCUUCUGGAAAAGGUACAGGCAUUUGAGAUGGAGAAAUUCAAUGAAGAAAUAUACUUCAAGAAUCGUAAGAAAUCGGUUGAUUCGGAGAUCGCAGCAGUUUCGUAUGAGCACUCUACCGAAAAUGGCUCUCAGAUCAUAAAAUCUGAUAGCAGCCGCAAUGGGUAUUUUAUUUCAUUUUUCUUUAUUUUUACGAAACAUUGACAUUUAUUACUUAUUUGAAUUAUAGUAAACCUUUCAUUCGUAAGUGGAGAGUUCCCCAAGAUCAAGGAAACAAAUUUCGUCAAGACUUUCGAAUACAAUAUCGUAAGCCUUGCUGGAGAUGUACAAGUACUCGGCACUUAGCAUCUGAAUGCCAUGCUAUCGACAAAUCAUGCAGGAAAUGCCUCCGUAAGGGACAUUUGGAGCGUGCGUGUCGUACAGCUCCUUCACAAGAAUUCAUGAAACGGAAAAAUGAUGAUCAUGUACAAGGACCACCUCCAAAAGUACGUCGAGUCGCUGCUGUUUCUAAGGAAGAAGAAAAUGUCGAUGAAACGGC
Aedes albopictus (Asian tiger mosquito) is the source of this 1894-nucleotide messenger RNA. RefSeq lists its product as uncharacterized. The coding region runs from base 142 to 1560 and encodes 472 amino acids. The record is from RefSeq and is a predicted model, not a curated record. The transcript has 2 exons. NCBI's taxonomy places the organism in Eukaryota, Metazoa, Arthropoda, Insecta, Diptera, Culicidae.